UAGAAGUAUCGGUUCAUUCUUGCAAGUUAUGUGAUUGGCACCCACCAAAUGCUCUGCGUUUGGGGUGUGAGACUGGACAGCCGCACCGUGAUUCCCUAUUUGAGCGCUAUUUUCUUACGACGUGAUUGACUGAUGUACCACUCAGGCAUAGGUGGCAACGAGAGGAGAGCAUUUGCUCAAAAACUUCCCAAACAUGACGCCGUGGAGCGGCGGCGCCAGGCGGCCUCUGCCGCCUCCUCCACCGUGUCUUUCAGUACGACCCGCGACGCGCGCACCAUCGCCGGCGUGCAGACGUCGCCCAGCUCCUCGACAUGCUGCAGCGACGUGGUGGAGCCGCUUGACUUCGAAGAAUUCCUGGAGGCGCACCAGCUGGAGCUGGCCUCGGACGAGCUGCGCGACCUGCUCGACUCGCCGCCGGACGACAUCGACGUGGGCAUCAUACAGCGCCGAUACCGCACCGUCCGGCCGCUGGCGCCCGACAAACACGAGAUCGGAUCGCUAGACCUGCAUGUACAGGAGUGCGUGCGCCACUACUUGUCCGACUGGGUGUACGCCCAUCGGCGGUACUCGGAGUUCGGCAGUGCUGGCAUCUACCAGCGCUCGCUAGAAGCACAAGUGCAGACAUCUGCCGAGCUGUAUCAGGAGUACGAGGUUGACGGCGUAGUGGAAUUUUCCAUCUCUAAUGGCGCCAGCAAGUCGACGCCGUCCAGCUCGGCCCGCAGCAGCAUGCUGAUGGCCGACACGCCUCGCGGGAGCUGGGCCUCCCACUUCGACCUGAAGAACUCGACGGCCGAUGCGCUGCUGCCGUCGCUGCUGGACCGCGUGCCGACGGACACGCUGGACCGGCUGAACGAGGCGCGCCGUCAGCAGGGCCGCCUGGGCUCGCUGUUCUCACUGUACCCGCCCGAGAAGGAGGACGUGAUAGAGCGCCGCGCCGCGCCGCCGCUGCCGGCCGAGCACCGUGGCCACCGCAUCCUCGUCAAGUGUCUCCAGCUCAAGCUGGAGGUGACGAUCGAGCCCAUCUUCGCCUCGAUGGCCCUGUACGACGCCGGCCGGAAGAAGAAGAUAUCGGAGAACUUCUAUUUCGACAUGAACUCGGAGCAGAUGAAGAGCAUGAUGCGCGACCACGUGCCCUACGUCGACAUCAGCACACUCAGCAAGAGCUGCAUCUUUGACAUCACCUACCCCUCGGCGGACCUAUUCCUUGUGAUCAAGCUGGAGAAGGUGAUGCAGGGCGACAUCAACGAGUGCGCCGAGCCGUACAUCAAUGAUAAGAGCCGGGAGAAGGCACACGCCGUGGCGGCCGGCUUCUGCGAGCGGCUCGGCCAGUAUCGCAUGCCGUUCGCCUGGACGGCCAUCUUCCUGACCAACAUCGUGGACGGCAUCAACAGUCUGGAGCGGGAGGCCGGCGACAGAGACACGUCCAGCAACCCCAACAGUCUCGAGCGCAAGUCCUCCCAGUCGAGUUUCGACCAGUUCCGCAAGCGGCCGGCGGCGGGCGAGGGCGGCGGCGGCAGCGGCGGCCUGGGCCGGCGCGGCUCGUUCGAGCGGCGCAGCUUCAGUGAACGGCGCACGCUCACGCCCGAGCAGUUCGGCCAGAGUCUGCAGACGUUCCGGCCCGUCACGCUCACCGUCGCCAGCUUCUUCAAGCAGGAGAGCGACCGGCUGAAGGAGGAGGACCUGUUCAAGCACCUGCAGGACCUGAAGCGGCCCAGCAGCGGGCUGAAGAAGCUCAAGUGCAUCGGCGGCACGCUCAAGCUGGACAUAUCGCCGUGUCCGGACGAGGUCAAGAACUGCCUGACGCCGGAGCUGGCCAAAAUCAGGCCGUAUCCCGACGACAAGUGCCGGCCCUGCAAGGAGCUGCUCGAGUUCCCCUCGCAGGCGGUGUACGAGCCGCACUUCCUCUACCGCAGCGUGCUGUUCGUGUCGCCCAAGAGCGUCAACUUCACCAACUACCCGAACAAGCCAGGCAUAUCAGCCCGCAACAUCGCCGUGCGCGUGCAGUUCCUGAACGGCGAGGGUGCGGGCGCGCCCAUGCCGGUUAUCUUCGGCCGCUCCUCCAUGCCAGAGUUCGUCAGCGAGGCGCACACGGCCGUCAGCUACCACAACAAGAUGCCGGACUUCUACGACGAGAUCAAGCUGAAGCUGCCGGCUAACCUGACGGACGCGCACCACCUGCUGUUCACCUUCUUCCACAUCAGCUGCCAGCCGCGCAAGCAGGAGCAGACCAGCGCCGCCACCCCGAUCGGAUACACGUGGCUGCCGGUGUUCCGAGACGGCCGCCUGAACACGGGCGACGCGUGCCUGCCGGUGCUGCUGGAGCCGCCGCCGCCCAACUACCCCUACAUCACGCCCGACAUCAACUUGCCCGGCGUCAAGUGGGUCGACAACCACCGGCCGCUCUUCUCCGUCUCGAUCACGGCCGAGACGUCCGUGCACGCCCAGGACAAGGGCAUCGACAGCUUCCUUUCCAUGUGUCGGGUGGUGGAGAGUGGCGUGGUGCCGCCCCGCAUCGGAGAGAACAACGUCGAGGCGGAGCUGAACCGCAGCAUCCAGCAGCUGAGCGAGAGCGAUCCGGAGCGGCUGGUGCGCCUGCUGCCGCUGCUGCUGGACCGGCUGCUGCAGCUGCUGGUGCGGCCGCCGAUCGUCGCCGGCCAGGUCAUCAACACCGGCCAGCCGUGCUUCCAGGCCAUCGGACAGCUGGUGCAGCGGGUCUCGGACCUGCUGGAGUCGCGUAACGAUCAGCACGGCCGUAACGCGCUGCUGAUGACGUACGUGCGGUACCAGUGCACGCUGCCGCAGGGCGCGGCCGAGCCGGUGCUGGGCGGCCUCUCGCCGCCGCACAGCCCCGCCUACGUCGGCCGGGCCUCCUCGCUGCCGCGCGCCCGCACCUUCAGCAGGAGCACGAGUAACCCGAACAUGGCGGCGCCGCUGGACGCCGACUCGGAGGUUGGGCAGAUCCUGAGUCGCGCCCUGGAUCGGACUGCCAGCCUUCGCACCGUGCUGGAAGAGCUGCACGAAGGCGUGAGUCAGGAGCUGCUGGUGUCCAGCCGCACGGCCACUACCCGCAAGGUGGUGCACGAGGAGUUGGCGCUGCAGUGGGUGGUGUCCAGCGGCCGCUCGCGAGAGCUGGCGAUGCUCAACCCCUGGUUCUUCUUCGAGCUGAUGUUCAAGUCGAUGCUGUGUCACCUGGCGUCGAGCGGCCGCAUGGAGGCGCCGCGCCGCUACCGCUUCCCCGAGCGCUUCGCCGACGACGUCACCACGCUGGUCACCAGCAUCACCAACGACAUUGUCAGCCGGCAGACACGCGACAACCGCGAGGUGACGCGGGACGUGAGUCGACUGAACGCGGCUCUGGCCUUCUUCAUCAACGAUCUGCUGUCGGUGAUGGACCGCACGUUCCUGCUGGGCCUGGUGCGGCUCUACUGCCGCGAGAUGUCGUCCCGCCGCGCGCUCGCCGCCGACCCGGCGCAGCUGACGCACCUCAAGCUGGACUUCCUGCGGAUCGUGUGCUCGCACGAGCACUACUUCUCGCUGAACCUUCCGCUGGCCACCCCGCUGAGCAGCGCUCAGCCGGCCGCCUCGCCGACGCCGUCGGUGGGCUCGGCCAGCUCGCAGUCGUCCUACCUGUCGUCCACGCUGGUGGCCAACGAGCGGCCGCGCUUCGCCGAGCUGAGCGCCGAGUUCCGGCAGCAGCACUUCCUGGCCGGCCUGGUGCUCAGCGAGCUGGACCUGGUGCUGCGCGGCAGCAACUCGGGCACGCACAGCAAGUCGGUGAGCGUGGUGCGCAACCUGCUGGCCUGGCACGACGCCGACCCGCGCUUCCAGGAUCCGACGGCCAAGGCGCGCGUGGCGCUGCUCUACCUGCCACUGCUGCCCGUCGUGCUGGACAACCUGGAGCACGUGCACGACUGGAGCGCGCAAGGUCGCGGCGGCUACCUGUCCCGGGAGGGCGGCACCUUGGGCGCCCAGCUGCUGAACGGGGGCCGGGACGCGGCCGGUGACGACGCCGCUCGCGAUGCCCAGCUGGAUAUGUCGAGUACCAUCACUCCGGACAUGUCCUACUUCAGCGGCCUGUCGGGUAUUCGGCCGGAGACGAGCCGCGACCUGCUGACCUGCGUACUGUGGGUGCUGAAAAACACGCGCGCGGACGUGCUGCGUGCCACCUGGGCCGAGUAUCGACCGUCGCGCAUCCAGCUGCUGCUGCGGCUGCUGCACACGGCCGUGUCUUGCUUCGAGUACAAGGGCCGGCGCCAGUCACCUCUGGCGAGCCAGCCGAGCCUGCGCGGCUCCACGCGCGCCGUCGAGGCCAAGUCGCGGCUGGAGGACAUGAUCCUGGGCCAGGGCUCGGCGCGGAGCGAGCUGAUGCGGCGGCGCUCGCAGCUGCAGGCGUCGCCGGCGCCGGCCGCGCCCACGCCGCCGCCGCCGGCCGCCGCCGCCACGCCCGACCGGCUGCGCUGGCGCAAGGAGCAGACGGCGCCGCAGUGGCGGCUGGACCCGGAGCGGCCGGGCCGAGCGGACGCCGAGCCCGCCGACCCGGCCGCCGAGCGCAGCCUGGCCGCCGAGGCCAGCAUGGUGGUGCUGAGCGCGCUCGAGACGGUCAUCCAGGUGCUGUCUAGUCAGGAUGGCCUCCACGGCCUGCUGGGCAUGGCGUUCCGCGUGCUGCUGCACGCGCUCUCCUGCAACCAGAGCACGGCCGUCAUCGCCAACAUGUUCGCCACGCAGCGCUCCCUAGUCACAAAGUACUCGUCGCUGCUGUUCGUCGAGGAGGCGGAGCACUGCGCCGACCUGUGCCUGCGCCUGCUGGAGCACUGCAGCAGCGCCGUGUCGGGCACGCGCAGCCAGGCGUCCGCCUCGCUCUACCUGCUCAUGCGACAGAACUUCGAGAUCGGCAACAACUUCGCCCGGGUGAAGAUGCAGGUGACGAUGUCGCUCAGCUCGCUGGUGGGCACCAGCCAGGACUUCAACGAGGGCUACCUGCGUCGCUCGCUGAAGACGAUCCUCGAGUACGCCGCCGAGGACCGCGAGCUGGAGGAGACCACCUUCCCCGUGCAGGUCAGCGACCUGGUGUUCAACCUGCACAUGAUCCUCUCCGACACGGUCAAGAUGAAGGAGUUCCAGGAGGACCACGAGAUGCUGCUGGACCUGAUGUACCGCAUCGCCAAGGGCUACCAGAACUCGCCCGACCUGCGGCUCACCUGGCUGGACAACAUGGCCAAGAAGCACAUGGAGCGGGGCCAGUACGCCGAGGCAGGCAUGUGCUACAUCCACAGCGCGGCGCUCGUCUCCGAGUACCUCAGCAUGCUGGAGCCCAAGUCGUACCUGCCGCUGGGAGCCACCGCCUUCGAGAAGAUCUCGCCCAACGUGCUGGAGGAGAGCGCCGUCUCCGACGACGUGGUGAGUCCGGACGAGGAGGGCAUCUGCACGGGCAAGAGCUUUACCGAGCCCGGACUGGUGGCGCUGCUCGAGCAGGCCGUCAACGCCUUCGACAACGCCUUCAUGCACGAGGCGGUCAACGACGUGUACAAGCUGCUCAUCCCGAUCUUCGAGAACGCGCGCGACUACCGCAAACUGAGCGCCAUCCACGGGAAGCUGCAGGACUCGUUCAGCAAGGUGAUCUCGGCGGACGGCAAGCGCCUGUUCGGCUCGCACUUCCGCGUCGGCUUCUACGGCUUCAAGUUCGGCGACCUGAACGGCGAGGAGUUCCUCUACAAGGAGCCGGCGCUCACCAAGCUGGCCGAGAUCUCCAACCGGCUGGAGAGUUUCUACUCGGACCGGUUCGGCGCGGCCAACGUGCACACCAUCAGGGGCUCCAACAAGGUGGAGCCGCACAAGCUGGACCCGGACAUGGCCUACAUCCAGAUCACCUACGUGGAGCCGCACUUCGACAUGUGGGAGCGGCGCACGCGCGCCACGGCCUUCGAGCGCAACUUCGACGUCCGCACGUUCAUGUUCGCCACGCCGUACACGCUGGACGGCCGGGCGCACGGCGAGCUGCACGAACAGCACAAGCGCAAGACCAUCCUGACCGUGGCCAACAGCCUGCCAUACGUCAAGACGCGCGUGCCCGUCACGGCGCGGAAGGAGGUGACCUUGACCCCGAUCGAGGUGGCCAUCGAGGACAUUCGGAAGAAGACGGCAGAACUGGCGGCGGCCAUCUCCCAGACGCCUCCCGACACCAAGAUCCUGCAGAUGGUGCUGCAGGGCUGCAUCGGCACGACCGUCAACCAGGGCCCGAUGGAAGUGGCCAACGUGUUCCUCUCCGACCUGUUCUCCGGACAGGAGCCGACCGACCUGCAGAACAAGCUUCGCAUCUGCUUCAAGGACUUCUCCAAAAAGUGCACUGACGCGCUGCGCAAGAACCGCAACCUGAUCAAGCCGGACCAGGCCGAGUACCAGAAGGAGCUGGAGAAGAACUACCAGCGCUUCGCCGACAAGCUGAAGCCGAUGAUCUCCGCGCGGCAGGCACACACGCUCACGCUCUCCAAGAGCCGGUCCCGGGAGCUGGUGCCGGCCACGCACCUCAAGACCAGCCCGUUCGUGUAGCGCCGCCGGCGCCCAGCCCAGCUCAGGGGGACGCCGGGCGGCCGGCGCCCGGCGCACCACACUGUGAUAGCGGCC
Molecule: messenger RNA, 6621 nt
Organism: Pollicipes pollicipes
Lineage: Eukaryota; Metazoa; Arthropoda; Thecostraca; Pollicipedomorpha; Pollicipedidae
Product: dedicator of cytokinesis protein 7-like
Biological process (GO): positive regulation of GTPase activity; small GTPase-mediated signal transduction
Molecular function (GO): guanyl-nucleotide exchange factor activity
Source: RefSeq, a predicted model, not a curated record